This is a messenger RNA of Linepithema humile (Argentine ant), 4330 nucleotides long. Its product is annotated as BOS complex subunit NOMO3. The record is from RefSeq and is a predicted model, not a curated record. Gene Ontology annotation, molecular function: carbohydrate binding. Gene Ontology annotation, cellular component: endoplasmic reticulum membrane. Lineage: Eukaryota; Metazoa; Arthropoda; Insecta; Hymenoptera; Formicidae.
AAUUUACACCUUCGGAUAUGCAUAAAUCGAAGAAACGUGCAAUGUUGCUUUCGUUGCCAGUUUGAUAGGAACGAGACAGAAAAAAACAAUAUCUUUGGUCCUCAAUUGUGUGCGUCAUUCCUUCCAUUACGGUUUACGCGAGGCCGCGUUUCCAUUCUAGCUGUCUUUUUAUGCCUUUUGGUUCAAUGUGACAGCAGGUAGCAGCCGAUAUGAUACUGCUUAAACAAAGUUUCAUUUUUCUCAUUUAUUUAACCGCAUUAUGGACGAGUUCCAUCGCUCAGGAUAUUUUAGGAUGCGGUGGUUUCCUAAAGAGUCACGCAGAUAUAGACUUCACAAAAGUGCACGUAAAACUGUAUACGAAGACUGGUAGUUUAAAAGAUCAGACCGAGUGUGCGCCGAACACCGGCUAUUAUUUUCUACCUCUAUAUGAUAAGGGUGAAUACAUAUUAAAGGUAGAACCUCCCAGAGGUUGGAGUUUUGAACCUACAGAGGUAGGAUUAAAUGUGGAUGGUGUUACGGAUGAUUGCAGUCAGGGAAAAGAUAUUAACUUCACAUUUAAAGGAUUUGGUAUCACAGGACACGUUAUUAGUUUGGGUACUAACUCUGGCCCUAAGGGAGUUACUAUUUCUUUAUAUACAGAUAGCAAUAAACAAGUCCCUGUUAGAUCAACGGUAACAACAGAAGAUGGCAUAUUUUAUUUUACUCCCAUUCAACCUGGAAAGUACAUUCUUGUUGCAUCUCAUGCCAAGUGGAUAAUAAAAAAUAAUAAAGUUGAAGUAACUGUACAAGAAGGAAAUACAGAACUGGCAGAAAACAGUUUGAUAGUAUCAGGAUACGAUGUCAAUGGCAAAGUCACUAGUGAAAAUGAACCAGUGAUUGGAGUAUCUUUUAUUCUUUUCGGCAAUGGUGUUGCGGAAAAAUGUGAAACUACUCAUGUAACUAAGGAUUUUGAAUCCAAAAGACCACUUUGUCACGUAACUUCGGACGAUAGUGGUAGAUUUAUAUUUCCCAGUUUGUCUCCUGGCGAUUAUAAGCUUAUACCUCAUUACGCCGGUGCCCAGACAAAGUUCGACGUUCAACCGCCGGAAUUGUCUUUCAAAGUUAGUCAUGGCAGUGUGACUCUCGCUCAAGAUUUUAAGGUAACCGGUUUCACGGUCGACGGUCUUGUUCGUAGCUCUACGAACGGGAAUCCCUUACCGGGAGCGAAGAUAUUCUUGUCGCAGAAAGAAAUCGCAGUCACAGAUAAAAAUGGGAAAUAUGUAUUAGAUAAUAUGAAAACUGGCCAGUAUACACUCAGAGCAGAGUCUGCAAAUGUACAAUUCAGCGAGAAGACGGUGAAAAUAUCUCCCAGCUCACCAAAACUUCCGGUGCUGGUACCCUCGGCGUAUAAAGUUUCGGGAAAGGUGACCCUGUCGGCGAAAGGAACAUUGCAUUUCCGUAAAUUGUCCAUUCAGAAUACAGCUGCCACGUUCUACAAGGAGUUGGACACCGAUGAGAAAACGGGAGAGUACUCUGUGUAUCUUGCGCCGGAUAAAUAUCAGCUGAGUGUAAUUGUGAGCACGGAAGAGAAAACUAAAGGCUUACAAUUCUAUCCGCUGCAACAAACAAUUGAUGUAACAUCUCAACCAAUUACCAAUGUCAACUUCUUACAAUUGAAGGCCACAUUAACAGGAACGGUAAAUUGUUUGUCAGGAACAGAUUGCAGCCAAGCCUCUGUCACCUUAAAAAUACUCGACGGAGUUACGAUAAAAACGGUACAAGCUAAAGUUGUUUUCCAUUCCGCAGAUGGCCAAUACAAGUUCACGGACGUGUUACCCGGCCAUUACGAAGUGUUGAUAGAUAACGACGUGUUCUGCUGGGAGAAUCCCAGUUACAGAAUCUCGAUAACGUCGGAACGCGCAGAAGUACCGCCGUUUAAACAAACUGGCUUCUCCAUCACUUUCAUAUCGUCUCACGAUACAGCUGUGGAGUAUUCUGAGCCCAAUAACACGAAACGGAUAACUCUACCAUUGAGCAAAGGCAGCACGAGGCAUUGUGUGCCCAAGUCUGGAGCGUACACUUUUAUACCAAAAAGUUGCCAUGUGUACGAUAAGUCCUCUUACAGUUGGGACACGAGCAAUCUUUCCCCGAUCUUGCUUCAUUCCACGGAACACACUCACAAAGGCAAUAUUAUAAGCUCAAGCGCGCAAAGCGAUCUCAGAGUGAAAAUCGAAGACACAAACGAUAGCGUCACAAUUAGUCCGUUAAAACACGUAAAGAUGGACAAUGGAUACAAAUACGAGUUCGAGUUUAAGGCAAAGACUGAUAAUGUGUACACCAUCACUCCUCUGUCAGAUAUUCUAUUGUUCAACCCACAAUCUCUGAAAGUCUUUGGCGUAAAUGACUGUCACAAUGAUAUUGCAAGUUUUGUUGGUGAUUUAGGAAAGAUUAUAGCUGGACAAAUCUCUCCACCAUUGGAAGAUGUGACUAUACAAAUAUUUGGGAAAGAUAAAGAGUCUCCAAUUCACACGUUAAUUACACAGAAAGACGGUACUUACAGUAUUGGGCCUUUGGAUGGAAAAAUCGCAUACAGUGUUACAGCUGAAAAGGAGGGUUUUGUGAUCACUGGACCUGACGCUAAAGGCGUAUUCUUAGCGCACAAAUUAGCUGAAAUUAUCGUGCAAGUUUCCGAUAUCGCUGACAGCUCCUCGCUGCAGGGUGUGCUACUUUCCUUGUCCGGCGGUCAAAGUUAUCGCAAGAACAGUAUAACUAACGAGGAUGGAAAAUUCGUAUUCAAUUCAUUGUCUCCGGGCGAGUAUUAUCUUCGGCCCAUGAUGAAAGAAUACCGUUUCGACCCAUCUUCGAAGAUGAUCAACGUCAUGGAGGGGGCGACUGUCAAAGUGAAUCUGUUUGGUAACAGAGUUGCCUAUAGCGCUUACGGUUCUGUAACGUCUUUGAACGGAGAACCGGAAGUGGGCUUACUGGUCGAGGUUCAGGGUCAAACAAAUUGCUCGAAUCUUCAAGAAGAAGCUACGACCGAGGAAAAUGGCAACUUUAGAAUCCGCGGUCUCCAGCCCACGUGCACCUACGCCUUCCGCCUGAAGCCGGAUGUGGAAAGCAAUGCUCAUAUACAACGCACGAGUCCAAGUUCUCAAUUGGUGCAACCAAUCGAGGACAUUCACGGCCUGCGGUUGAUCGCCUUUCAUCCGAUUUCGCGUACAGACGUCUCGGUGCACAUCACGUCCAGUCAACCGGAACAUUACCGCACCAUCAAGAUAAAGCUGUGCCGCGAGGAUGCUCCCGACUCGCCGGUGCACAUCUCGAAACUGGAUGCGCAGCAAUCCGCUAGCAAAAAUUCCGGGCACUACAACGCCGGUUUCUUGGUGCAUUUCCCGCCGUUGCAAGCCGACGGCAGGAAAUACUUCGUGCAACUGGAGUCUUCGCUUUCCCAAGCCGUGCAUAAGUACCGAACCGUUCCGGUUUACUUCGAGGCCAACUCGUCGUUCAAGUACGUCAAGCUGAUGUUUAAUGCGGAGCGAAAAGUCGAUCAGAGUGAUAUGAAUCAGACGUCAGUGGUCGCAUUGCCAUUUAUCAUAUUAGUCGCGCUAGCGUUCGUCAAUCGCGAGAAACUUUGGACCUUGCUGAACGCGCUGCUCGAGAGACGCUCUAAGCCCACACUGAGUUCUAGGACACCGGUUCAAGCCAUUCCCAUCGAUCCUAGAGCGGACGAUAUCAUAGUCGAACAAAUAAUGAAUAUCAACAAGCGGAAGACGAAGCCGCGAAAGACGUAAACCGCGUUUACUAUUAUUUCAAGUUAUUUAUUAUACUUUUAUUGUUUUAUAAAAAAUAUAUAAAAGAUAUAAUGAAUCGAUACAACGUGUAACACAUAAUUCUAAUACAUUUCAAAAUUUUUGUCAGAUGAAAUUUAGGCGUUUGAUGAGAAUGGAAUAUUUGUCAAAUUUGCGUCUGCAGCUAGAUUAUCCCAUAUUGAAUUUGAAAAUGUUGAUGAGAAAUUUGAAUUUAGUUUUAAAAAAUCUUGAAUGCUCUGUUUUGUGAAAAUCUUACAGAUGGAAACCACUUUUUCUGGAAUGACGCAUAGACUGCGAUUAUCAUGUCAGUUUUUAAAUGAUGUAUAUAUCCAUCAUUACACUUAAAGAAUUAAAAAACUUUCGACAUAAUAUUUUAAGAUAAAUAUUAGAAUGCAUAAUGCAUCAAGUCGAACUUGCACUGCAUUAUCAGAUAUGUAAAUCGUUAAAUUGUGUGAUAUAACACAAUAUUAAACGCAAUGGAUACAUACGAAAAUUACUAUUAUAUCAAAUCAUGUACAAAGAUGUUAUUAAAUGUUUUUACU